AUGGUAGUGGGGAACAUUCCCUUGUUAAGAAAUACAAACGACCACAAUUUUAAGUAUUUACGGUAUUGCCAAAGCCAUGACUCACAGCAUCUAGGCCUGCACCUCCCCAACUAAUUUUAAUCAUUCUCAGAAUGCUCUGAGGGCUUAGCUAAUCAUGUUGGCGAGGACUAUUUAGAGCCCUACCUUGGGCCACUAUUGGCUGAUCUAGAAAUCGGAGUGGGUAAACAUUAACCACGCUCACAAACACACUCAAUUUCAAUCUACUGCAACCUCGUACUCCUGGUGGUGACACCGGCACUCAGCUAUUGGUGGUCACACCAGCAGCCGACUCUGACAUAAUCCGUCUCUGCUCAUAUAUCAUCGCCCCCCACAGACUCGUAUGAUAACGGGUCCUCCUCCUUCCCCGUGCAGUGUUUUGUAUAUACUGUAUAUGCAUAGUUUGGCUUGCGUGCUCAAAAAAAAUGUCGACCAUCACAGUGAGCAAGUUGUUGCUGGUAUUGCUGGGGGUCCUUUUCGUGGGGAUGCUCUCCACCAUCAUCGCUCUGUCAGUAGUCUACUCCAACGAGUUGAACGUCAACAAAGAGCCAGCUGCCCCUGCGCCCACCGAGAAGACAACACCGAAGCCCUCCGACAUUACAAACGAGAAGCCCACUCCGACUAUUCGCCCCGGACCUUGGAAGAACAUUCGCCUCCCUAAGAACCUGGUGCCCAGCAGCUACAAGGUGAAGCUCUGGCCAAAGCUAGAUCCGGACCCCGUGACCAAACUCUACACAUUCAGCGGCGACUCCACCGUCGAGUUCCAGUGUCUAGUCCCAACGAGCAACGUCAUCAUCCACAGCAACAAACUCAACUACACCGUGAAGGGCGGCCACUUGGCUCUCCUCAAAGACUCCUCGGGGAACGGUGUGGAGGUGGCAAGCUCCUGGCUGGAGCCCAAGAACCAGUACCUGGUGCUGGAACUGAAGGCUCCGCUGCAGAAGGAUGCGAUCUACACGAUGGCCACCCAGUUCGUGGGCGAGCUGGCCGAUGACCUCGCGGGCUUCUACCGCAGCGAGUACACGGAGGGUGGAGUUCGCAAGGUUGUGGCCACCACGCAGAUGCAGCCCACGGACGCACGCAAGGCCUUCCCGUGCUUCGACGAGCCGGCCAUGAAGGCUACGUUUGACGUGACGAUUAGACACAAACCCGAGCACAAGGCCAUCUCAAACAUGCCCAUUAUAGAUAAAAAAGACAUCACAGAAGGGACAAUUACCUGGAGAGAAACCACGUUCAACACAACUCUCAAGAUGUCCACCUACCUGCUGGCCUUCAUCGUGUGCGAAUUUACUUACAUCGAGAAAAUAGAAAACGGCACACAGAUACGCAUCUGGGCGCGGCCGCAGGCAGUGGACGAUGGCCAGGCAGACUAUGCCCUCAAUAUCACCGGCAACAUUCUCAACUUCUUUGCGGAUUACUACCGAGUGGCCUACCCGCUUCCCAAGUCUGACCAGAUCGCGCUGCCGGACUUUGCCGCCGGCGCGAUGGAGAACUGGGGCCUGGUGACGUACCGCGAGACGGCGCUGCUGUACGACCCGGUGCAGUCGUCCAACGGCAACAAGGAGCGCGUGGCUUCGGUCGUGGCGCACGAGCUGGCGCAUCAGUGGUUCGGGAAUCUGGUCACGCUGAAAUGGUGGAACGACCUCUGGCUAAACGAGGGCUUUGCUACCUAUGUGCAGUACCUGGGAGCAGACUAUGCUGAACCAUCUUGGGAAAUGAAACAACUGUUCGUGAUAUUGGAGCUGCAACAUGUGUUUUCCAUGGACAGCCUGGCCUCCUCUCAUCCUCUGUCCUCUGAUGAAUCAGACAUCAACACACCAGAAGAAAUCAGUGAGCAAUUCGACUCCAUCUCUUACAGCAAGGGUGGAUCUGUGCUCCGUAUGUUAUCAUCAUUCCUCACUGAGCCUGUGUUUGUAGAAGGACUAAAUACUUACCUCCUGGCUCACCAGCUCAGCAAUGCAGCGGUGGAUGACCUGUGGGAUCACCAGCAGCAGGCGGUGAACAAGAACAACGUGAUCCUCCCAAAAACGGUGAAAGAGAUCAUGGACACAUGGACGCUCCAGAUGGGCUACCCUGUGAUCAAGCUCGAUACGAGCAGUGGCAAGGUCACCCAGAAGCACUUCCUGAUCGAUCCCGAAGCGGUCGUUGAGCGGCCAUCGCCCUUCAAUUACCAGUGGCAUGUGCCCAUCACAUGGAAGAAGGAUGGAUCCAAUAACACUGUGUGGUUACUGGGAGUUCAAGAGUCUACCUUUACCGAGCUACAGAGUACUGACAAAUGGGUCCUGCUCAACAUCGAUGAAGAGGGAUAUUACCGUGUCAACUACGAUGUUGCCAACUGGAAUCGCUUGCUGGCUCAGCUGAAAACUAACCUCGAAAUGAUACCCGUGAUCAACAGAGCACAAAUCAUUGACGAUGCCUUUAACUUGGCCAGGGCAAAACACAUAGACGUGGAGCUGGCUCUGAACACCACACUCUACCUGAUUGAUGAGCGCAAGUACCAGCCCUGGCAGGCGACCAUCUCCAGCAUUUCCUACUUCAAGCAGAUGCUUGACCGCUCUGCGGUAUUCGGGAAUAUGCAGAAAUACAUCCUGCAGCAAGUCUUACCGCUGUACAUUUACUACGAUGAGCUUGUGAGCAGCAACUGGAACGAUGUCCCACCAGGGCAUGCCGACCAAUAUAACCAAGUCAACGCUAUCUCACUCGCAUGCUCCAACAACCAUGCACCUUGUCAGCAGAAUGCAAUUGCUAUCUACCAUGCAUGGAUGACCAAUUCCAACUUCAUUAUCCACGCGAACCUCAAGUCGACGGUGUACUGCGCGGCGAUAGCAGCGGGUGGGCAGGCGGAGUGGGACUUUGGUUGGAAGAUGUUCAAGGAGACGUCGCUCGCCACGGAGGCCGAUAAACUCCGGGAUGCACUAGCUUGCAGUGAGGAGACCUGGAUCCUCAACCGGUUUCUAGAGUACACUCUGGACCCCACAAAGAUUCGGAAACAGGACGCAACCAAUACCAUCGUGAUGAUUGCCAGAAACGUUGUGGGGCAGUCUCUGGCUUGGGACUUCAUCCGAGCCAAUUGGAAGUACAUCUUCACCGAGUACGGAGGAGGCUCCUUUUCCUUUUCACGCCUCAUUGAAGGAGUUACGAGACGAUUCUCCACAGAAUAUGAGCUCAAGCAGCUGGAGCAGUUCAAGGCCGACAACCACGAAGUCGGCUUCGGGUCCGGAACACGAGCGCUCGAGCAGGCCCUGGAGCGCACCAAGGCCAAUAUCAAAUGGCGUGCAGAGAACGAGAAACGGAUUGGCGAAUGGUUCACCGCCAACAUAAGCCCAUAGGAGGCACACAGCCCACGGGAUGACACAAAAACAUUUCACUGCCUGCAAUGAGUUUAUAUUCAAAUAAAUAAUUUGGUGUAAAAAAUAUAUGAACUGCAUCCUAAGUGCAUUUAUUUGACGAAAUAUAAAAGUAAAUAUUUUUCAUGAGUAAGACAAAGUUUACUUGCAUUUUACUUUAAACAAGUCAACAAAUGAAAAAAAUGUUCUUAUAUGUACAUCAACGUGUAAUUUACAGACUACAGAUGUGGAACGUGUAUAAUUUAGGGGGCGGGGAAGCUAGCAUUUAAUUGUUUCAUGUAAGAGAUCACCUUUGCACAAGCAAUGUAAUAAUGAUAUAAACGUGUUUACAUUUUUCUUGGUUCUUUCGGUAAAAGGAAAACAAUAAAAACAAUAACAUUUAAUUGUUUUAAUAUAACAAAAAAUUAUUGUUUUAAUAUAAAACUAUUUUAUUGUUUUAUAUUUGUAUUAUUUUAUCAUUUCCCUUCUACGUGACUUUACCAAAAGAACCAAGAAUAUGAAUCCCUGCAGUCACGAAAGAUUUAUAUCAAAAUUUAGUGUUUACAUUUAUUUCUAUGUUUAAGAGAAAUCAUGCUUGAUUUAUGUACGUAUUUUUACCCGAAAUUAUAUUAAUUUGAUUAGCCUCCUUUUUAAAAAUUUAAAUUAAAAACGUAAAUUGUGUUUGCUGGAAUUAAGUUAAUGGCUUGAAGAACACAGUCCAGCAAAAUCAUUGUUUGAAGGUCAGUGGACCUCAACUUGGUUAAAUGUUCAUUUAUGGGCUAAGCGUUUUCAUUUGAAUAUCCUCCAUUAUGAAAAAGACUGUGAAAACAACAGUUUCACACGUAAAAUACGGUGCAUUGCUCAACAAAUGACAGUAUGUGCAACGAAACAAUAAAACAUGUAUUUUAAUUCAA
Petromyzon marinus (sea lamprey) is the source of this 4276-nucleotide messenger RNA. Its product is annotated as aminopeptidase N-like. Gene Ontology annotation, biological process: proteolysis; peptide catabolic process. Gene Ontology annotation, molecular function: metalloaminopeptidase activity; peptide binding; zinc ion binding. NCBI's taxonomy places the organism in Eukaryota, Metazoa, Chordata, Hyperoartia, Petromyzontiformes, Petromyzontidae. Gene Ontology annotation, cellular component: plasma membrane; cytoplasm. The record is from RefSeq and is a predicted model, not a curated record.